Messenger RNA from Micropterus dolomieu (smallmouth bass), 1934 nucleotides. RefSeq lists its product as uncharacterized. NCBI's taxonomy places the organism in Eukaryota, Metazoa, Chordata, Actinopteri, Centrarchiformes, Centrarchidae. Gene Ontology annotation, molecular function: nucleic acid binding. The record is from RefSeq and is a predicted model, not a curated record. The transcript has 8 exons. The coding region runs from base 36 to 1361 and encodes 441 amino acids.
ACGGCAAGUUCACCUGGAAAGAAAACCGACAAAAGAUGUCUGAUAUUUCAGAGAGAGACUGGAGAUCAGCUCUGACCACCAUCCUGGAGCAGCUAGAUCAACAACAGUACAUGAAGAUGAAGGAAUUUCUGGACAAAAUCCCUAAAGGUCAGAGGGACAAAAAGUGCAGAGUGAAGAUUCCCCAAAAAAUCAUUGAGUGCUACGGAUUAGAGGAGUCCAUCUCUGUGGUCAGGAACGUAAUGGAAGAGAUACCAAGGAGGGACGCUGCAGUCCAGGACCUGCUGCGCCCCUUUGUGGACAAACUGAGGAACAAACACGACAAAGAGAAUAAAGGGAAGAAGAGGAAAUGUGAUUGGGAUAAGGAGGAAGGAAGACCUGCAGGAGAUCAACAGAAGCGCUGCCGACCUGACAUGGUCUUUCAUCAGCGAGACGGGAAUCUCCACGAGAGCGACGCCAGUUCUUGGAGGAAACGGAUCUGUGACCUGAACGCCAGCGGUGAACUUGAACUUGGAAAAGCCAUUGUUGGGAAAGUUAUUCAGAAAUCCAGUCUGCACACGUAUCGGAACAGCAAAGAUCAGGAAAAGUUCUUCUGUUAUGUGACAGCAGCUGAUGAGACAGCUGCUGUCAAACUGAUGGUUUAUGGGAAAAAGCACCAUAAGAACAUUGAGGAAGAGAAAUCCUACUUGUUCAGAAAGCUUUUAAUAGAUGAGUGUUGCGUUAGGGUGACCACAGAGAGCAAAGUGUCAGAGACGAGCCCUGUUAACGUCCCAGAUGACCUCGAGAUGGAAGCUCGGACGCUCGUUUGUCCAGUUUGCACCGUUUCUGAAGCCAAAUUAUCUGCUGACAAGACUGACGUGAGCGUCGAGGGAACCGUGACGGAGAUCAAUCGUGGCGAACACGUUGAGGUGAAGGACGAACGGAAGAAGGCAAAGAAGAAAAGCUUCCAGCUGAAAGACGACACCGGAUCCAUCAGCGUCUGUAUGUGGGGUGAAAACACCAAGCAGUGCAAAGGAUUAUCAGUUGGAGAUGUGAUCAAGGUCACCAACGCGAGGACCAAUCAGUACCAUGAAACCGUCUCACUCAACUCAACCGGGUUCACCAGAAUUCACAAGGUGCAAAGUGCUGGCAUCCAGAAGGUGAGAAUCGAGAUUUUAGGAAUCGUAAAAGCCACGAAGAAGGGAACCGAACUGGAGGUCAACUUCAACCAACAGAUGACCACGCUUCAUGUGUCUUCUGCACGUCUGGCGAAGGCGUUUGACCUCAAACUGGAUGGUUUCAAAGAAAUUCUGCUCAAUAAAAUGCCGCUUUCAGCAGAUGCAGUAAUACAAGGAAGUAAAAUUAAAGAAAUAACAGCUGCUUAAAGGACGUAAAAAUAUCUUGUCCUGGGUUGACUCUGGUUUCGAGAACAUAUCAGCAGCAAACAUCUCAUUUUUACUGUUUUCAGUGUUUGGCAGAGGGUUGAUUUGUUAUCACUGACUUGGAAUAGAAACAUGGUUUUAUAAAUCCAGACAUAUAUGCAGCCUCUCAGUUGUUUGGUUGUUUUCUCAGCCCAGCCUCCCUCACUGUCAGACCAAGAUGGCUGAACCUCAGAGCUUCCUCUUCCUCGUCCUCUCACUCCACCUGCCUUUCUCUUGUCUUUGCAUCUAUUGCCCCAGAACAGAAGAGCUCACCUGUGUAGUGUUUGGUAUCGAGAAGCGGUCCCAAGUCGGAGAUUCAAUAAGAAUUGCUAAAAUUUAAACAAUACCCAACCCUACACCUGAGGCCCUUUUAGUCUAUGGCUCUGAUUGCUAAUUGAAGAAAUGUGCAACAAAGGGAGUCAGAGAGGACGAAGGAAGUUCAGCAUUGUGACUCGCAGUAGGGCUGAACGACUUUUCAGCCACAUAUUGCGAUUUACAAUUCGAUUUUGCGAUUUUUCUUUUUUAGCUUAAGUUCAA